This is a messenger RNA of Amoebophrya sp. A25, 310 nucleotides long. The record is from the annotation of a GenBank genome assembly. NCBI's taxonomy places the organism in Eukaryota, Dinophyceae, Syndiniales, Amoebophryaceae.
CGGCACUAACCACAUCAACAAAAAAAAACUCUGCGGACGAAAGGGAAUGGUCAUGGCACGAUCCUGCUGAGACAAUGAGAAACCUGACGCAUAAUGGCGUCGGACCGUUCACCAAGCAGCUGAAGCUUCUCUAUCGUGGCUCUUUGGAAGUUGAGUUGUCCUACGCAGAACUACUGGCACCACCAAAUGCAGUGGUGACCACAACCACGCAACAAGUGGAAGCCGCGCAAGCGGUGACACAUCAAGGGGAGGAAGCUCAAGAAACGCAAACGGUGUCUUUUCUUCAACAACGACAGAAACAACUAUGGUG